UUGAAAUGCUCUACGUGCGGGAAAAACUACAAGAGACGAGCCUGGUACAUUAAACAUCUAAAAACACAUAAUGGGGUUGAAGCACGACAAUCGUCGGUAAGAUCUACAACAUUCACUUCGGAUAGAGUUGACCCUCAUGUAUCCCAUGGUGAACCAUUAACUGGAAACCACCAGGAGUCCAUUAACAUCAGGACACGUCUUAGCAUUCCUAAUCUAAAACAAUCGACUUGGAAAGUUCAUGACGACAACUUAGCGGUCCUGUUAGAGCAUCCGGGCUCGAAGCAGGAAUUGAACUCGCAGGUAGAAACUUUUCAAAAUACCGUUUAUGACUACUUUAGCGAGCAAUAUCCACCACGUAAUCGUUAUGCUCGCAAAAAUAAAGACAAUUCGUUCAAAUUAAAAAUGCGGAAGAAAAAACGGGAAUUAAUAAAAAAUCUACGUAUAGCCAAAGCUCUAGGCGACAAUCACCUUAGUCAUCAACUAGCUAGGGCGUUAAGGUCAAUCCUUAAAUUAAUCCAAGGAAUAUCGGCGCAAACUGCAGAAUAUCGCGAUAAUUUUGACCGGGCAAAACAAGAAGUAGAUUUCGAUAAAAACCCUUUUGAGUAUUCGAAAACCAUUUUUAAGAAAGAACGCGGACAGCUUCUCUUGACCAACGAUCAAAUUUACGACCAUUUUAAGAGCACAUACGAAGUGCCUAAAAGUUUAAGACGGUAUAGGGAUCCAAACGAUCAAAAACCUGAAUUUCCUCGAAUCGAAUUCCACGGCAUUCCACCAACGCUAGAGGAACUAAGUAGUCAGAUCAAGAGGAAGUCGUCUAAAUCUGCACCGGGACCCGAUGGUAUCCCAUAUAUAGUCUUUAAAAAAUGUGCAUCGGUUCGUAAACACCUCCUAAAUAUAUACGGUAAAAUCUGGUCAAGGAAGCAAAUCCCGGAGUGCUUCGGGAAAGCAAUUUUUGUCCUCAUUCCCAAAAAAGAUCGAGUUACUGAUCCGAAAGAUACUAGACCGAUAGCUUUAACAAAUACUAUAUCGAAAAUCUUUUUCUCGGUUCUACAAACGAGAAUGACGCGAUUCAUGCUCAGCAACAACUAUUUUAGGCCAAAUCACCAGAAAGGGUUUUUACCCGGGAUUUCUGGAUGCUUAGAACACAACACCUUGCUGUCGGAGAGUUUAAAAGAUGCUAGAAAAAGCGAGCGGCAAAUCACUGUUUGUUGGAUAGACUUGGAGAACGCGUUCGGGUCGAUACAACACGAGUUGAUGCUAUUCGCGCUUAGAUGGUACAACUUUCCACCCCUAGUUAGAGAUAUGAUCGCGUCGUAUUACUCAAAAUUAAGGUUUUCUAUAAUAACUAAAGAAGGCCCUUCAAAAAGUUUGAGUUAUAAUGUAGGACUGUUUCAAGGUUGUUGUCUAUCUCCAAUUGCGUUUAAUAUCGUAAUUAACAUCUUAGUAGACAAAUUAAUCUGUAACGAGAAAAAAUGGGGUUAUCGGUUUAAGUUUAAUAAUAAAUACACGGAAUCCAUUUUAGCCUUCGCUGACGAUCUCGCAAUACUGACACGUAACCCCAAACACUGUCAGGUACUAUUGGAUGAAGUGGAUAAAUUCUGUGAGUGGACGGAUGGAUUGAGGACAAAACCCAGUAAAUGUCACUGUCUGUGUCUUGGUAGGCGGAAUACAAGAUACACCUCAUACGAUCCGGGACUAUCGUUAGGCGGUCAAUGCAUUUCUAUGGUUACGGAAAAUGCACCAUUUAAAUUUCUCGGUCGUAAGAUAGAUAAUAUAGGCCGUACUCCAUCUUUAGAAGGAAUAGUAGAUAGCUUUUUGAACGAUCUUAACAAGUUAGAUGCAGGCGUCAUAAAGAUGUUGAAGUUGUGGCUCGGGCUCGCUCUAACGGCUGAUUCAUCGGCGUUAUUUAGGGGAAGCAAUAGUUUUGGGAUGAGUCUAAAAAGGCCAUCGGAGCUCUAUAAACACCUAAGAGUUUCCAAGAGAUAUAUCCUGGGGAAAUCCCAUGAUGACAUAGUGACAUCGCUCCCAAAAGAUGAAGAUGCCCCCGAAAUGAUAAAUAUAAGAUCCAUGCAAUGA
This is a messenger RNA of Danaus chrysippus (African queen), 2076 nucleotides long. NCBI's taxonomy places the organism in Eukaryota, Metazoa, Arthropoda, Insecta, Lepidoptera, Nymphalidae. The record is from the annotation of a GenBank genome assembly.